AUGCCUUCCCCAAGAGAUACAGGAGAGCGCCAGCCGCUGCUAGGCAGUGUCGGCGAGCGAGAAGACGAGAGGCGAGAGACGAUGGCGGAGUCCAGCCGGGCGACGUCGGACUCGAGCGAGACGUUGGUGCCAGCAGCCGACGCUUCCUUUUCCGACGGCCCUCAAGCGCUCGCGCCCCUCUUCUCCUCCCUCCUCGUUGACUCCGUUCCAGUAAUCCUCUCCUAUGUCCUCCAGAACUCGAUUCAGACCGUCUCUGCAAGUCUCUCCUUCGCCGUCCGGCUCAGCCGCUCCUACGGUCUCCUUCCAGGAUGGUGCAUUGCGCUCGGCGGCACAACCGCGCUCGACACCCUCGGCUCUCAGGCCUUCACCGGCGGCGAUCGUCCCUCGGUCUCUAUCCACCUCCAGCGCUGUAUGCUCCUUCUCUGGCUGCUCUUCAUCCCCGUUGCCGUCUUGUGGGCGUACAUUGAGCCCGCUCUCCUGCUUCUCGGCCAGGAAGCGCGGCUCAGCGCCGACGUCCAGGAUUUCCUCCGUGUCUUGAUUGUCGGGGCCCCAGGCUACAUCGGCUUCGAGAGUCUCAAGAAGUACCUCCAGUGCCAGGGCAUCAUGCGCAUGUCGACAUACGUCCUCCUCGCCGUCGCUCCCGUAAAUCUUGGCCUCAACGUCUUCUUCGUCCACCACACCUCGCUCGGGCUCCUCGGCGCCCCGCUUGCCAUCUCUAACGGAACGUGGGCAGGCUUCCAGCCCGGAGUCGUGCUCGACCCCGCCAGCUGCGUGUACUUCCUCAGGCUGGCUAUUCCCGGCGUCCUCAUGGUGGGCACCGAGUGGGCCGCGUUCGAAGUCGUCGCGCUUGCUGCGGGACGCUUGGGACCCUUGCCUCUCGCUGCGCAGUCCGUCAUCAUGACCACCGACCAGAUCAUCAACACCAUCCCUUUCGGCAUCGGCGUUGCCGCGUCUGCCCGAGUCGGAAACCUCAUAGGAGCGAGAGCUGCGGAAGCUGCGAAGCGGGCGAGCCACGCCUCUGCGUUGUUGAGUGUCGUUGUUGGCGCCACGGUCAUGACCGUCCUCAUAGCUACGAAAGACGUAUUUGGAUAUCUCUACAGUGAUGACGACGAGGUCGUCAACCUCGUCAGUCAAGUGAUGCCCCUCGUCGCGUCAUUCCAGAUCGCUGACGGCCUUGCGGGAUCCUGCGGCGGUGUACUCCGUGGACAGGGGCGUCAGCACCUCGGGGCGCUCUUCAACUUGGUGGCGUACUAUGUCCUCGCGCUUCCUCUCGGAAUCACGCUGGCGUUUCAUCCGAGGACACACCUCGGGCUCCAAGGUCUUUGGAUCGGCCAAGUUGUCGCUCUGUUCAUCGUCGGCCUCAGCGAGUACGGGGUCGUCUGGAUGGGCACUGACUGGCAGAAAGAGGUGCAGCGCGGGAUCGAACGUAACGAGGCGGAGGCGAAGCGCCGCCAGAUCCAUGAGCGCCGUCGCUCGAACGAAAACACGAGCGCAUAG
Molecule: messenger RNA, 1497 nt
Organism: Epithele typhae
Lineage: Eukaryota; Fungi; Basidiomycota; Agaricomycetes; Polyporales; Epitheliaceae
Product: MATE efflux family protein
Exons: 10
Coding region: 1-1497 (498 amino acids)
Biological process (GO): xenobiotic detoxification by transmembrane export across the plasma membrane
Cellular component (GO): membrane
Molecular function (GO): xenobiotic transmembrane transporter activity; antiporter activity
Source: RefSeq, a predicted model, not a curated record